AAAACGAUGUGCGAACUGCGAAGAACGAAGAGACUCGAGGAAACAGUUUUGGGAUUGGUGAGAAAGAGAGAAAGAGAGAGAGAGAGAUCGCUCCAAUGGAAGAAUCUGUUCAUCAAUCUAUUCGCUUUGGCUCAGUUGCGGAUUUGAUCAUGCGGAAGAACCGACGCGGAGGGUAUCUCCUACUCGGAUCAACGACGCUUUUAUGGUUCCUUUUCCAGAAAUGUGGAUACAGCUUUUUCCCCUUUGUUGUUAAUACUCAGCUGCUCCUCGUCGUUAUACUCUUCCUCUGGGCCAAAUCUGCUAUUCUCUUCAACAGACCUAUGCCACAACUACCUAAUCUUGAAAUCUCUGAGGCAUUUGUGUUUAUGGUGGCUAAUGGUAUGCGAGUGUGGAUUAAUACCGUGCUCGCAGUUGCUCGUGAUAUUUACGUUGGAAGAAACGCAAAGCAACUCUUUCGGGUCAGUGUUGUGUUGUGGACAGUAUCAUUUGUUGGCAGUUUCUUAAACUUCCUCACAAUUCUCUAUCUCGGUGUUGUUCUCAGUCUGUUGGUCCCCAUUGUGUACGAGAGAUACCAGGAACACAUUGAUGAUAAGCUAUCUUUAACACAUCGAAUCAUUCAAACACAGUGCAGGAAGAUCGACGAAAGAUUACUACAGAAGAUUACUGCUAAGCCUUCAAAUAAGAUAAAGAAGAUGCAAUAGUUGCAGGCAGUGAAAUAAACAAGAUAUAAUAUGGCCGAGUUGGGGAGGUAAAACUGAGGAAGUGCAACAGAGCAAUGUAUAACAAACUAUGAUAUGAGUAUAUGAGAUGAGACUUUGGUUUUCACACUCGAAUCAACCCUUUAGUUGAUAGGGACAAUAUGGAUGAAGAAGUCCAUGUCUAUGUGUAACUUCAGGAACUAAACGUGAUUGGUUCUAAUUGGAAGAUGGGACAGUUUUUGGCAAAUAUUGGUUAUAAUGUGGAAUUGUGAGUUUAUUAGUUAUGUGUUACAGUUCUA
Molecule: messenger RNA, 997 nt
Organism: Camelina sativa (false flax)
Lineage: Eukaryota; Viridiplantae; Streptophyta; Magnoliopsida; Brassicales; Brassicaceae
Product: reticulon-like protein B10
Biological process (GO): response to bacterium
Source: RefSeq, a predicted model, not a curated record